Tupaia belangeri chinensis (Chinese tree shrew) is the source of this 4590-nucleotide messenger RNA. It is a transcript of the gene UBE3C, whose product is annotated as ubiquitin protein ligase E3C. Bases 1 to 3219 code for a protein of 1072 amino acids. Gene Ontology annotation, molecular function: ubiquitin protein ligase activity; protein binding. Lineage: Eukaryota; Metazoa; Chordata; Mammalia; Scandentia; Tupaiidae. Gene Ontology annotation, biological process: ubiquitin-dependent protein catabolic process; protein polyubiquitination. The record is from RefSeq and is a predicted model, not a curated record. The transcript is spliced from 23 exons.
AUGACCCGCCUGUUCUGGACUGUGUCUCUGACCUUCCGGUCUUCAUCAAGUGACAAGAGGGCUGUGGCAUCUUUACAGCGGAACCUGCUACCUGAAAAAGGGCGAAGACUGAGAAAUGCAGUAAUUAUCCAGUCAUUCAUUCGAGGCUAUCGAGACAGGAAACAGCAAUACUCCAUCCAGAGAAGCGCCUUUGACCGCUGUGCUGGCUCCUGGCAGUCCACGGGCACGCCUUCCACCGUCAGCGGGCCCAGCCUGGCCCUCCUGGUGAGGCAGCUUCUGUUCUUUUACAGACAGAAUGAAGACUCUGACCGUCUGAUCUGGCUGUAUCAGAACCUGGUGAGACACAGCUCUGUGUUUGUCAAGCAGCUGGACGGGUCAGAGAGGCUCACCUGCUUAUUUCAGAUAAAGCGCUUGAUGAGCCUCUGUUGCAGGCUGCUGCAAAACUGUAAUGACGACAGUCUGAAUGUUGCACUUCCAAUGCGAAUGCUUGAGGUGUUUUCAUCCGAGAACACGUACUUGCCUGUUUUACAGGAUGCUGGCUAUGUGGUGUCAGUGAUUGAACAAGUUUUGCACUACAUGAUUCAGAAUGGGUAUUAUAAGUCUCUCUAUUUGUUGAUUAACAGCAAGCUUCCAUCAAGUAUUGAACACUCUGACCUAUCUCGAGUUCCUAUAGCAAAGACUCUGCUGGAGAAUGUCCUGAAACCAUUGCACUUUACAUACAGCUCCUGUCCAGAGGGCGCCAGGCAACAAGUUUUCACAGCCUUCACGGAGGAGCUCCUGGCAGCGCCGUUCACAGAUCAGAUUUUCCAUUUCGUCGUCCCGGCCCUGGCGGACGUACAGACCGUCUUCCCUUACGAGCCCUUCCUGAAUGCGCUGUUGCGAGCGGAGAGUGGGUCUUCAGCAAGGAGUGCUGGGGCCCCGCGACUCUUCUAUUUUGUUCUAACUGUUGGCGAAAAUUAUUUGGGGGCGCUGUCGGAGGAAGGCUUGCUGGUGUACCUGCGAGUGCUGCAGACGUUCCUCUCUCAGUUACCUGUGUCCCCUGCCAGUACGAGCUGUCAGGAUUCGGCCAGUGACUCUGAGGAGGAGGGUGACGAAGCCAACAAGCCCACGAGCCCUGAGGAUGGCAGACUGUCGACACCUUACAUAACAGAGGAGUGUCUGAAAAAGCUGGACACGAAACAACAGACCAACACGCUGCUGAGCCUGGUAUGGCGGGAUUCGGCUAGCGAAGAUGUGUUCACGGUGAUGGCCUCUGUCUGCCACACGCUCAUGGUGCAGCACCGCAUGAUGGUGCCCAAAGUCAGGCUUCUCUAUAGCUUAGCUUUUAAUGCCAGAUUCCUGAGGCACCUUUGGUUUCUGAUAUCGUCCAUGACAACACGGAUGAUCACAGGGUCUGUGGUGCCGUUGCUCCAGGUGAUAUCAAGAGGCUCUCCCAUGUCCUUUGAAGAUUCCAGUCGGAUCAUCCCACUCUUUUACCUCUUCAGCUCCCUGUUUAGUCACUCGCUAGUUUCCAUACAUGACAACGAGUUCUUCGGUGAUGCCAUGGAAGGUCAGAGACGGCCAUCAAUGAUGCCGUUCACUCUGGAAGAGCUGGUAAUGCUGUCUCGGUGCCUUCGGGAUGCCUGUCUGGGGAUCAUCAAGCUGGCUUACCCAGAAACAAAGCCGGAAGUUCGCCAAGAGUACGUGCUAGCAUUCCAGAGCAUCGGCGUCACCACCAGUUCUGAGAUGCAGCAGUGCAUACAGGUGGAGCAGAAACGCUGGAUCCAGCUGUUCAAGGUUAUCACCAACCUGGUGAAGAUGCUCAAGUCCAGAGACACCAGGAGAAACUUUUGCCCUCCAAAUCACUGGCUCUCAGAGCAAGAGGACAUUAAAGCAGACAAGGUCAGCCAGCUGUACGUGCCAGCGUCCAGACAUGUGUGGAGCUUCCGGCGCAUGGGGAGGAUCGGCCCGCUGCAGUCCGCCCUGGACGUGGGUUCGGAGUCCCCACCACUCUCUGUGUCUGAGGAAAGGCAGCUGGCCGUCCUGACGGAGCUGCCCUUCGUGGUUCCGUUUGAGGAGCGGGUGAAGAUCUUUCAAAGGUUGAUUUAUGCAGAUAAACAAGAAGUGCAAGGAGAUGGUCCAUUUCUGGAUGGAAUUAAUGUUACAAUAAGAAGAAAUUACAUUUAUGAAGAUGCAUAUGACAAACUUUCCCCAGAAAAUGAGCCUGAUCUGAAAAAGCGGAUCCGCGUGCACUUGCUCAAUGCCCACGGCCUGGACGAAGCCGGCAUUGACGGUGGUGGUAUUUUCAGAGAGUUCUUAAAUGAACUGCUGAAAUCAGGAUUUAACCCCAACCAGGGGCUCUUCAAGACUACUAACGAAGGGCUUCUGUACCCCAACCCGGCUGCUCAGAUGCUUGUGGGAGACUCUUUUGCCAGACAUUACUACUUCCUAGGCAGAGUGCUCGGCAAGGCUCUUUAUGAAAACAUGCUGGUGGAGCUGCCCUUCGCAGGCUUUUUCCUGUCCAAAUUGCUUGGGACAAGUGCAGACGUGGACAUCCACCACCUGGCCUCCCUGGACCCAGAGGUGUAUAAGAACUUGCUGUUCCUCAAGAGCUAUGAAGACGACGUGGAGGAGCUCGGCCUGAACUUCACUGUGGUGAACAACGACCUGGGAGAGGCCCAGGUAGUUGAACUAAAGUUUGGAGGAAAAGACAUCCCUGUCACCAGUGCCAACCGGAUUGCCUACAUCCACCUUGUGGCCGACUACAGGCUGAACAAGCAGAUCCGGCAGCACUGCCUGGCCUUCAGACAGGGCCUGGCCAACGUCGUCAACCUGGAGUGGCUCCGCAUGUUCGAUCAGCAAGAAAUCCAGGUGUUAAUUUCUGGUGCGCAAGUUCCCAUAAGUCUAGAGGACCUGAAAUCCUUCACCAACUACUCAGGGGGCUAUUCUGCUGACCAUCCUGUCAUUAAACUCUUCUGGAGAGUUGUAGAAGGUUUCACUGAUGAAGAGAAGCGCAAAUUGCUCAAGUUUGUAACAAGCUGCUCCCGACCCCCUCUCUUGGGGUUUAAGGAGCUGUACCCGGCCUUCUGCAUUCACCACGGAGGCUCCGACCUCGAGCGGCUGCCCACGGCCAGCACCUGCAUGAACCUCCUGAAGCUGCCUGAGUUCCACGACGAGGCACUUCUGCGGAGCAAGCUCCUGUACGCCAUCGAGUGUGCUGCCGGCUUCGAGCUGAGCUGAGCUGUCCGGCAGGGCCGGCCCUCUGCAGGGUCACCAGUGCCUCCUCCUCAUGCCCUCGCGGACCACGAGGGUGCUCAGGCCGGACGCCCACGGCUCUCCUAGGCCCCGCCUUCUUCCCAGCAUUCCUCCCUUCCCCCGUUUUCAAAAUAAGUUUUAUUUCAGUGUGGCCACGUGUUCGAUGGAUACUGCUUUUCAGAUUACGUAAAGUACAAACGUGGCUGAGCUAGCAAUUUGCCAAGAAGAGCACAGAUUUUUAGGCUAGUGGCAACUUCAGUGAAAUUAACCAAAGAUGAAGCUUUGGCUCUGCUGAUCAGAUUCGAGGCCCUUCCCGAGCCACCCUGCACGGUCUCGGGGUUCAGCUGAGGAGACGCUUGCUGUUGCCGUGCUCCUCGUGGUGGCCGGCCAGGCUGUCUACAUGCCGACUGUGUUAGAGCAAGUGGCGUUUUGUUCCUGCUGCCUUUGCCCGGAGUCAGGCUGGGAAGUGGAUAGGGUGGUGGCAUUUUCUCUGUGCUUUAAAACCCCGUUCCCAGAAUGGGGCAAGCCUGCUGGUUGCGAUGUUGGCCGGCCUCCCUGUUUGUGGUGUGAACUGAGGCCGGAUCCGCCUUCGCCUCUGCGUUGUGCCUGGAGAGCUGGGGAAGGUGCUGGGGAGGGUCUGCGAUGCUGGUGCACCUGUCCUUGUGCUGAGUGACGACUCCGGAGGGCAGACCGUGCCUACCAGAGUCCCUCGAGUCAACGUGGCGGGCUGCCUGGCAGGGAGGACGGGUCAGGUCUGACUCGUGUCCGGGAGGAAGAGGCAUCGCGACCCCGUCACGCUGAGGCCCUUCACCAGGACCUGGCUCGUCAUCGGGCAGUUCCGGUCCCUGGAAUGGUGCGCCACGGCCUUGGCCACGGAGCCGAGCUGGCCUUCGCUGACACGGGAGGCUGGCCUGGUUGUCUGUCCCGGGCCCAGCACUUCCCUGUCGCUGAGCUCCCUGCCGGCAUAGUGGUUGACCGUAACUAGCAAUAUACUUUUAAACGUGGGAGAGUGAGCGACACUUAAGACAAUGCCCAUUAUCAAAACAAAAUGUAUAAUUUCUUAAUUUGAAUAAUAAAUUAAGUGUUAAAGGCUAUUUGUAGUCCUGAUAUACAGAAAUAAAAUAAUUAGGGUUUGUGUUUGGUUUUAUUUUAUUUUAGGUUGUUUUAUGUUGAAUGUUCUUUAUCUCAUAGCUGACUUGUCUAUUUUAUUAUCAGUAUUUGGGAAGGGGACUAUGGGGGACUAAGAAAUUGGCGGUUACACUUGCUCGUGGUGUUCUCCUCAGCUAUUCCGAGCUUGUUUAUUUAUUUGUAUGUUCUCGUGGCUAAAUGUUUGCAUUAAAUUUUUUCCCAAGAUUG